AUGGCCGACUUGCUCCAAAACGCGUCUAGCUCGUGCAGGCGCUGGCUCUGCCCCUCCCCCCCCCCUUCUGUUUUCUUAAUCUAUUUCACAAAUCUAAAUUACGCAUGUGACAAAGGUAACAAACUAUUUGGGUUUUAUUUACAAAAGUGGUAUUUGUGGAGAAUUAAAAAGGGAAAUGUGAAUUUUAGGAUAAAACAAGUGACCUGUAAAAACUUAAUGUAACAAUUGAUUUUUCUAAGCUUUCCAAAUAAUUCAAUACUUUUCAAAGUGUAUAGUGUAUAUAAUUUUUUUUAUUUUUUUUUAUUUAUUUUUUUUAUGAUUACAUUGCAGAAGUAACUGUAAAGUAUAAGAUAAAUAACUUUUAGUUUUAUUUUUGAAUCGGCUAAUUUGCAAAACUUUUUUUUUUUCUUUUUUCUUUUUUCUUCCAAAUUAUUUUAUAUAUAUAUAUAUAUAUAUAUAUAUAUAUAUAUAUAUAUAUAUAUAUAUAUAUAUAUAUAUAUAUAUAUAUACAUACUUUUUUUAUUUAUAUCUCUCCCCUUUCCUCGAGUAUCAAUUUAAUUUUGUAGUCCCAACCUAUGAUAUCCAUGGUGUGCUGUAGGAUUAAUAUACGCAGAAUAUUACGGAGAGUUUUCCAAACAGUCUGCUGCUCUAUGUUUUUUGUAAUUUAGAUUAGGGCUGGGGCCCAAAGGAAUCUCGUGGGACCAGAUUUAAGACCUUGUACAUGGAUUAUUAUGGUAACUAGAAUUUUCCUAUAAUUAAGCAUGUCAGGGCACCCAGUAAGAAUGUGUAAGACUUUAAAGGUCUGUUUUAACAGAAGUGUUUGAGGGUUUUUUUUUUUUUCCUUUCAUUUAAGUGUUUGAUCUCACGCCAAGUUGUAAAGUGGAUUAAACUUUGAUAGUGAUUCCUAUUUUGCUACUAUUGAAUCGCUUGCAGGGACACUGUAUUUAUAUAAGAAAUAUAUAUCUGGCAUAAUGAUGAUUAGAGUAACAAAUUCUGGAUAUUGGAACAGUGGCUUCACUGAUCUUUAGGGCAGGUGCUUAUGACGCCAAUCUAAUUUAGAGCUGAUAUUAAAAAGCAUGGAAAGCUGAGUUUUUGGAGAUCUAAGUCUGCACAUAUAUGGUGAAAAAGUCCCUGGUGGCCUUACAUUCGAUAUUGGGUUUAUUUUCUUGUGCAGUGUAUGUUGUGUUGGUGGUGGUUUUUAUUUUUAUUUCCCCCACAUCCCAUUCUCCUUCCAAUAUUUUGUUGCGUUUUUAAAAAAAUUUUUUUUAUUUAUUUUCUGUCUUCCAGGAAGGAUAUAAUUCCACAGAAGCUGAAAAACUUAAGCGUGAAAGAAGAGCUGUACUAAAAAUACCACAUGAGAAUAUUGCUAUAUUGUACUUCAACUUCCACUACAUUCUACUACAGUAACAAGUUUUGUGAUUUGUCCUCCACUUUUCUCCUCUUCCAGCAAGGCCAGGUAUCGAAAAUGUAAAAAAUCUGUAAACCUGGUAAAAUGAAAUGUGUGGUUUUUUUUUUUUUAUUUUACCUUCUGUAUUACCAGCAGAAAAAUUUACAAUUAGAAAUGCAUAUUUGCAAGGAGGAAUGCUUUGAAAUUCAUCUGUAUUCGUGGUCAUCACAUUGAAGACUAAUGAAGUUUUUAAAAUGAUUUAAUUUGAUCAAUUAGUUCUCAAGACAACUGUAAAUAAUACAAGGUUUGCUACUUAACUGUAGAUUUAAGCAUUUGUCUUGUCUAUAUGGAAUUUUAUUUAAAAAAAAAUAAAAAAAAAAUAAAAUUAUUUUUUUCUAUUUUUUUAGGAACGAUGUCUGCUCCAGGUUGUGAACAUCUAAGAUCAGUGCCUAGUUACCGUAGCCUUCCUGUUGAAAUGCAUCCGCACUCCUUUGAUUCUGGUCUUGUUCUCCGUGAGCAAAAUUGCAAUAUAAACCGGAGAUCACAGAAUCGAUACUUUGAUAACUUGAAUGGGUAAGACGAGGUUCAUAACUAUUAAUGUCUGCUGCCCAUUAAAAGCAUUACUUUGCAUAUUAAUCUAUAUUUAACUAAUGAUAUAUGAUCACCUAGGUAUCCAAAACCUUUUGUAGCCCACCUCCAAAAUGUAACUUUAUUUGCAAGAUUUUUUUUCUAAAUUGCACAUUAAAUUGUCUGCAGUUGUUUAUAAGCCUAGAAAUGAUCAUUUUUUCUUUUAAAUUUUUUUUUUUUAUUGUUCUAGUGAUGCCAUAUGGAUCUAUCAUGUUUAAGUAGUAAUGCCCUUUGUCCUCUACUGAGGGGCUUCUGAAAUUAAGGACUGUGCUUGCACUGUUAAUCCUGAUAUCUAUCCUGCUGGGUACCCUCUUUGUUAUGGGUCAAGAAAACAAACAUCUCUAUGAAAUUAUGUAUUACUUCAGUAUUUCCUGUGGAAUUUGCGGCCAUAACAUAUUCGAAUAAGGAAAAUGGGCACAUUUUGUUACCAGUGACUUCUCGUGUGAAAAAUGCCUCUGGUAUUUUAAACUAAGGCUACUCCAUAUGGUUCUAAACUACAACUCCCAAGAUUCUGAGAGUUGUAGGCAGGGCUGGACUGGGAGAAACCUGUAGCGUGGUCAGUUAAAGGCAGAGAAGCCUACUGUGAGGGGCGGGGCAAGAAAUGGUGUGUGUUUGUUAGUGUUAUGCCCCUCCAGAGCAUCCAGUGCUCUGCAGUGGAGUUGAUGUCCUGUGUUGUCUGGUGUGUUUUUUAUUUAUUUAUUAAUAUAUAUAUAUAUUUUUUUACUUGUCUCUGCUGUCCUAAAUAGUGGGAUACCAGACCACAAAAGUGGAACUGUGCUGUUAGUGUGUUUAUAUAUGUUUGGAAGUUGCUUGCACAAUUGCAUGUGUAUAGAGGAGAGUGUGUGUGUUUCUGGACUGUAAAGUAUGUAUUUUUGCAUGUUUUAUAGGGCCUGUAGAGAGAGAGUGUGUGUGUGUGUGUGUGUGUGUGUGUGUGGGCCUAGGGGGUGUUCAGUGCAUGUAAGGACUGUACUGUGUGUGUAUCUAGGAGAUUUAGGGGGUAUAAAGUGUGUGUGUGUGUGUAUUUAUAGGGGAUAUAGAGUGUACGUAAUUGCACCAGGGAUGUGUGUGUGUGUAUAUGUAUAUGUGUAUAUGUAUGUGUGUGUAUAUGUAUGUAUGUAUGUAUGUGUGUGUGUGUUUGGGAGGUAUAGAAUUUGUGUGUGUGCUGGGGGUGUAGUGUGUUUAUAGCUUGCAUAGGGUGCAAGUAGUGUGUUGUGUGUGUGUGUGUGUGUGUGCUGGGGGUGUAUAUAUUUUAUCUAUCUCUCUUUUUUAUUUAUUUUUUAUCACAUUUGAUUUCCCCUCUUCCUUCCCCUUCCCUGGCCUCCUUUAUUGCCUUACACGGGAGAGGGAGCAUGUUGAUGCCUGGUGAUUCAGUGUGCUGGUAAUUUGGUCCAUAUUGGACAUAUUUUGACCAUGUUGGAGGUCGCAAGAGGGAGACAAUGAGGUUGCUUGGCCUGCACAGGGGGUGUCUGGCUCAAUUCUUCCCCACUGUACCCAUGAAGGGGCAGUUCUGCCUCUUGGUGCAAGUGAUGCCUUGCAGGGGAGAUCCUUUAAAGUCCCCUGCCGUCCUAGGCCAUUGCUGCCCAACUGUCAGGCCUGGUUGUAGGCCAUCAAUAUCUGGGGGCAGAGUUUGAGGUUCCUGCUUUAGAGCCAUAAUCCAGUAAGAAAUUGUCUUCAAUAAUUCAUUCAUGAGAAACUGCUUUAGACCCCUGAGCUAAAUGCCUAUCCUUACGGCGAGCACAUGCUAACUUUUAAAGAGAUUUAAAAAUGUGUCCCUAUGCAUAAGCCGUACACAUUUUAUUUGGCGCCUCUUACUCUCUUGCAGUGUUUAAUUAUAGUCAAGAGUUAAUGGUGUGUGCGUAUUAUUGAAGUACAUUUGACUCACUCUCCUUUUUAUGGACCACCACAGGAUCUAGUCUGUUAUUACUUGAUUGCUUGGUAACCUAAUUUCUGACCUCAACGAAAAGAACAAAUGCCUCUUCCUCAUUGGAAAUCAAUUGUUUUAGUCCCUACAGAAUUAGCCAAACGCAUCGUAACUGGAUAUGGAUUGUUGGGUAUAUUGAAUAGUUUCCAGCCGCCAUCUUUAGCAGGAAAAUAUCAAUAUAAUGUAUCAUACCUAUUUCCAGUAAUGGUUUCAGUGACAUUUUGAGUCCUGUGUUGCCAUUUUUAACCCAAAGUGAAUAUUUGACUGUGUUUUAUAUUAUAUGUAAACCUUUUUCGUUUAGAGUUCAACUUAAUAAAAAUUAAAAGUAAAAAAAAAAAAAAAGAAAUAAUCAGAAUUUACCUAAAGCAGAUGUACACUUACAAAUUUGGAUUCAACCUCUGUAAAACCGGUCCUGAUUAACUGUGUAUGUUCCCUUUUGUAUGUCACAGGUAGAACUGUGCGUAAUUCUCUGGGAUCCUCAGUUGCUGACUGUGAUACUUUGACGGUUGCACAGACAUUUUUACAAAUGUUAUUGCACUUCAGUUUCUUAAUAACUGUUUGUUCAGACCAUAACUGUAUCCACAGGACUAUUUUAGGAUGUUGAAUUCAGGAACUAAGGAAAUUAUUCAGUCCAGAUCUACACAAGCUAGACAAUGUACAGAGUUUAGAGGCAGAUUUCUAUUUUCUUUUUGACUUGUUUUGUUUUUUAAUUUUCACGUGAAUCGUGUUUUUUUUUAUUUUUAUUUAUUUUAUUUUUUUAAUGCUUUUAUUCCAGGAAUAUCAAAUUCUAAUGAAUUGGAAAUGUCUUGUCAAUAUUUGCAUUUGACCAUUUGUAUAAAUUUAAAAUUCUCUAAUUGUUUAGUUUAGGAUAAACCCUAAUUAAAUUUAAGAAAACUGUGAGUAUGUCUCUCUGUGGAAUUUCAAUGAAAUACCACUUUCCUUUCUUUUAUGAAGAUAUCGUUUUUGAGCUUGAAAAAUGUUUAACCAUGCAGCAAUAUUGGAGAGAUACACAGACAAUUUUUAUAGUGUCCAACAGUGUAUGAAGUGUUGACAAUCCCUAGGCGACAAAGUAAUGAACAUGUCUUAAGUUAGAGGUCACUAAUUGACAAGAUGUGCUUAAGUGUCUUAAACAAGUAUCGUUAAACUAGAAAUUGCCUACUGUAACCAAGCCAGGUGGCCACUAUUUUAGACAUAAGACCAGAACAACUUUCUCUAUGGCAGAAUACACAAUGAACAAGGGGCACGAAAGAAACAAAGCUAACCUGCAAGUCUUCAAUUCUUCUACCAUACCCUAAGGCCUUCUCCUGCCUCAUAAUCCAUCCUCAAGAAUGCAGAAAGCUUUGUUUUCCUCUUGGUCCAUUUCAAAGGUUUAUGCAGGCAUACAAUGGUAAAGUCAGAAACCAGAUGGAGUCAAAAUUGCACUCCUAUUAUUUGUAAAGUUGUAAUAUGUCUGAAGAAAGCCAGAGUGCUAGAGUCCCUUUAUACAUAGUGAACAAAGUAAAUCGGUAAGAUGUGAGAUCUAUACUAAUUAGGUGAGUGGAGCGCUAUAUAGAAAUAAGAAUAUACACUUGCCUAAAGAGGACGUUUAACUUGGGCGUACAUUAAGUACAUAUAAAACAAGACAAAACUAUAUAUAGUGUAAAUCCAUUAAAAAAAAUGAAAUAAAACUUGUAUCAUAUGUGUGUCAAAUCACAAUGAUAACAGCAGCUGGGGGACCGGCUCAAAUCACAUCGGCAUCCGUGUCGUAGGUGACAAUGCACCCUUUUUACUUAUUUUUUUUAUUUUUAUUUUUUUUAAGUAAAUUUUUUUUAUUGAUAUCAAGGAACAAGAUAAAAGGAAAAAUUCUCUAGUGCAGUUUCCCAAUUGGUGUUCUGUCAAAAGUAAAAAAAAAAAAAAAUGGCCACGGGCAGCGAGGUAACAGUGAUAUCCCUGCUCGGCUAACUCGCACGCACAACAGUCAUCCCAGAGCUGGAAUAUGAUGUCACUCCAGCAUCACUAAGCGGCGCACUGGACCCCAGGGACUGCACACUCGGCACACCAAUCUAAGAGUCGAUCUGUCCUGUACCGCUUUGAAAGAUUUUAUUAAAAGUUCCUCCUGAUAUCCUUUUAUCGCUAAAGUCUUGAGAUAAAAGGUGUUUGUGAACAGAGAGGUGUGUGUGUGUGUGUGUGUGUGUGUGUGUAUAUAUAUAUAUAAUUUUUCUCCACAAGUAAAAUAGCUGCAAGGGAAUCAGAUGACGUGAUUUGGGGAUGCCACGUCGCUUCCAAUUAACCUAAUAAGCUGAAGGUGUUUGAAUUCGACCUCUCAUCAUCCAGGACUCCUAUUGGAAGGGCGUUCAGAAAAUGGACCAAUAAGAUCCAAGACCGGGAAUAUUUAAAAGCAGCAAGAUUGGAAGGAAAUGAUAUGCAGAUUUGAAAAAGCCCACUGAAUGUGGGCGAAACGCGCCUCGGACUGUAAGCCACAUUUUGGACAUUUGAUUUUAACUUAAUGCACUUUCUUUAUUUUUUUACGGUUUGUUUUGUUUAAAUUUUACAGUCCUACUGGCUUUAUCCACUACUUGCUGCUAAAGAAAGAAAGAUGCUCCCUCUAUAGGCACCUAGAUUUACAACUCCGAGCCAGAUCUUAUUGGCUCUGAAGAAGGUGUGCAAAACCACCAGCAUUUUAUGUUUUUGUGUAUUCGAACAUAUUACACUAGAGAAUUAUUCCUCUUAUCUUGUUUCUUGAGGAUAUCCACUCUGGAUAAGAAAGGGUGCAGUGUCACCUACGAAAACUAACGCCGAUGUGAUUUGAGCCUGUCCCCCAGAGGCUCUUAUUAAUGUGCGUUGACACAUGUAUGAUACAAGUUUUUAUUUAUUUUUAUGGAUUUGCACUAUAUAUAGUUUUAUCCUGUUUGUGCAACACUCUCUUUAGGGUAAGUGUAUAUUCUUAUUUCUAUAUAGCGCUUCACUUACCUUAUUGGUAUAGAUGUGGGUAUAGAACUCACAUCUUACUGACUUUAUAUAUAGUGGGAGAAGGAGAAACCCACCAGAGUAUGUAGCUGCUCUUUCUUUUUAUCACUGCAAUAUUUGUAAGCUUACUGUACACAGUAACCCUCUUUCUCUUUAUACAUAGUUGCUGGUAUUUCGUUCCUGGCUGUAGUUCUCCAUCACGGUCUGGGUGGCUAUGGUUGCUACUAAAAGGAUACCUACCAUAAAUAUAAUAAUCUAUUUAAAAUAAUAUUUUUAGUGUGUGUGUGGGGUUUUUUUUUUUUUAAAAGGACUGUCUCUUGAUAUUGUUCUCUAAUCCCUGUAGGAGUUUCUGUGAUGUGACUGAAACAUUGGAUGAUGACUCCUAUGAAGGUGACAGUGGGAUCCCUGAUAUGACACUUGUGCAGAAGAUUGUGAGCCAGGUGGAGUUCUAUCUCUCGGAUGAAAACUUGUCUCGUGAUGCUUUUCUGCUCAAACAUGUGCAGAAGAAUAAAAUGGGUUAUGUCAGCAUAAAACUACUCACCUCCUUUAAGAAGGUCAGUGCUAAUGUAUGAAGGUCAAAAUGGCAAUAAAUCGGUUACAUUUGUCUGACCUCUCUAAAUAGGACCAGAUUGGCUCACUGGGAAAAAUCCCAGUGGGCUGCCUUUUAAGCCAGUUUGAAGGUUCUGUGAGUAAAGCCUUACUAAAUGGUGUAAAACUGGCCAGGUAGGGAGAUUUCCUUAGCUAUCCCAGCAAUUAGUGUUCUACAGUGGGCUCCCUGGCACCUUACUUGAUCAAUCUAGGUUCCAUGGCAGACAACAUGAUUGCUAUGUGCACCUUGUAGCACAGACAUUUUGAGCUGCUCCUUCAUAUCCCUUUAAAUGAUGUCUGCUGCUGGGAAGUGAUGUCACUCCAGCUUUAAUAUCAAUUCAGAGAACGUGAUAGAAGUGAUGAAAGCUUCCCUCUGAACUCCAAGGAUGAGUCUGUUCCAGCUCUUUUAAGAUCAAUCUCUCUCUCUGUCUAGAUACCCUCUGUAGUGUUUGUUUAAUACAUUCUCAGUUUUAGUGUACCCUUCACAGUAUCUCCUCUUAUAGAUCCCUUCCCAAUUCUACAUCUUCAAGUGAGUGUUUACAGGGGUAUUAAACCUUUAUUUGCUUGGGGGGAGGGGGUAGGUAGAGGGGACCGUUGUUGCAGAGGGACACAAUUGAAUACAGUUUUGUAUUAGGAAUUCCAGUUAAUUGAUAUACCAGUAACCCCUUGGCUUUUAAACACUUUCCCUCUUUUAAAUGCAAAGUCUAUGAGAUCUUCUACACCUAGAAGAGUUAGCAGGAAUAAGACGUGCAAAUGCAUGAAAACUUGCUACACACUACUGGGUUUUUCCAUGGGUGGCAAUCCAACAACUAACUCAAUGGGAAACUCUUCCAAUAUACAACUCCAUAGAAUGGCUUAUGAUCCUCUAUGGCUACAUAUAACCAUUAUCAAGUGACUUUGUGUUAAGUAAAAGAAGCCAAACCAGUUUUAGUAUAGAACUCGAUUCAGGAAACCAUUUAUUGUUGCAUAGUUGGGGCCCCCCCCUCUGACUUAUCUUUUUAUUCUUCAACUUCGUUAACUUUUUUUAAUAUAUAAUUUUUAAAUUUUUUUUUUUUUAGUCUCUUGAUAAAUGUUUAAUCUUUGUUAACUAGAGAGGGGAAACAAAAAAUGUGCUUAAAUGAUUUCCAAUUUUAUCUCUAUAUAUGAGAAAAUUCUUUCCAGACUACAAAAAAUGGCAAUCUGAUUUCCCCUGAGAGAGAUCCUAAAAGGAUUUAAAUUAAUUGACCAUGAUCUUAACCAUUUUCUAAAACAUGAGGGCGUAUACCCCCUCCCUCCCCAGGGCUUUGAAGAUCUGCACUCUAUCAAAACCAUACAAGUUUCAAACUGGCUUUUAAAAUUUCAAUGACCUACUGUGAAGAAACCUUCAGUGUGGCAAAAUUCUCUUUACUGUGGCCUUUAAGGGAUUAAUUUGAGUUGUAUUUUACAUAUUUAAUUAAAUGUUAAUAUAAAAUUGUGCAUCUCGUAUUGUAAAAAUGGGAAAGCCUUUAUAAGAAUUUAUGGACCCACAAAAUCACAAUUAUUAUUAAACAAUUUGGAGUCUUAUCGUUACAGACCCUUGAUUGAAUUGACUAAAAAAAUACAUAUAAUAAAAAUAUAUAUAUAUUUUUGAAUAUUUUUACAUUUGUAGCACAAGAGUCGUACACACGGUUAAAUGCACAUUAUUGCAGAAUAGUAGAAGCUGGUAGGUCACAAAAUCAAAGAUAAAUAGGAAUGACACUAGAAAUAUGGCUGGAUAAGCAUUGCUCUAUCAUGAAACAUCAACAAAAAUCUGUUUCACUAGGACAGUCAUGUCCUAAAGGGAGGUUAGGAGAAGCUCCUAGAGAAACACAGAAAAAAGCACCAGUAUAAAUAUUUAGAUAUAAGGGUUCUAGCAAGUAGGCAUAUGUAAAAGCAAAGAAAAUCAGAGAAACCAUUAUGCUGUGCAACAGAAAACCACUAUAAGAAAUUUUUGAGCCAUUAAUCGAGGUUCAAAACCCACCAACUUCAACCAACAUUCUGCGGGUCCAGAGCUCGAAUAAAAAAACAAACCAUAAAAAAUAAAACGUGGGAGGUGUCCACAUUUGUUCUGAAUACAAUUGAAAAAUGAUGUGAGAAGAUCUCUAAUAAACACAAACACAUCUGUUUAUUUCAAACAAUGUGCCCAUCACAGUUUUAGUACAAGCUUAUUUCGUUUCACCUGUAUGUAGACCUAUUAAAUACCACCCCAAUUCAGGCCAUCUUUCUCCACCCACAUCUUAACUUUUUAAAACUAUUAUGGGCAUACACACAUUUUUACUGAUUUGGACUUCUUAUGUUACAGGUGAAGAAUCUUGCACGUGAUUGGAGAAAAACAUUAUAUGCUCUGCAGUUUUCAGAAAUUCUUGAGGUUAAUGAGGAGGAGACAAAAGUGAGGAGAAAAACGCCAAUUCCAGAUUCUCUUUUAGGACUACCUCCCACUAAACUACUUCUAGCUUGGAAUUUUAGCGAUUCUGAGCAAAGACCUUCUAUAUGCCACCAGACCUUCAUGGAGACUGUCACAGCUCUUUUUGCACCAUAUGGGGUUAUAACAUCUGUUCGUAUUUUGAAACCAGGUAAAGAGGUACCUUGUUAUGUUAAAAAGUAUAUAUCCAGGUACAGUGAACUGACUACCAAAAAAAGUGCUCUUGUAGAAUAUGAGAACUUGGAAGGGGCCCGUAAAGCCCUUGAGGCAUAUUGCAUGAAUCAACACUCCGUUAGUGAUUCUUUAAAAGUGAUACCGGUAAGUAGUCGUGGCAUACGCAAAAAUAGUGGGAUGGAAUCUGAUGAAAUUGAAGACUCUGAUUUGCCUAGCAAGAAGGUGGCAAAGAAGCAAAAUAGAGUCUCAGAAAGGCUUCAGUAUGCCAUGGAAGACAUAACAUUUUACAGUUCAUCUGAGUCAGACAGCACACCUGCUUCUCCUGUAUCGACACCUCGUUACCUCUCCACUUCAAACCUCACAAGCCCAAAUUUAUCGCUUAAGCCACUUGCUUUCAGUAGUCCUCGAUCCAGUCCACUACUGGUACGUAAAAACUUCUCCCAGCCUUACCACACUAAUCCCUCUCCAUUGGCUACUGAGCUCAUGAAUGGUGGUUGUUUCAGUCCUGCUACAAGCCCAGAAAUGUGCCGCAGGAUAACUGAAUAUUCUCUGGACAGUGGUAUUGGAUCUAAUAGUCCUUGGGUGCAAAGACGCAGAGCUGCUGCCCACAACCUGCGCAUAGACAACAAGUCUUUACCCUGUAGCCCUCUAGCAGUGAAAUCUGCUGCUUCAAGUGGCCUUCCCAGUGGAGUACUUCGUCUGCCACGAGGUCCGGAUGGAAGUAAAGGCUUUCACAACAGCAUUGGCCGUGGAAAGCUAGUGUUAAGACACUAA
Pelobates cultripes (western spadefoot toad) is the source of this 10836-nucleotide messenger RNA. The record is from the annotation of a GenBank genome assembly. NCBI's taxonomy places the organism in Eukaryota, Metazoa, Chordata, Amphibia, Anura, Pelobatidae.